AUGGCUAUCCUCGAUGUACCCAACUGGGUCCGCAUACUUUUACUCAUUACUAGUGCAAUUUCUUUCAUCCCCCAACUGCUUCGCACCAUCUCAAGGAAAAAUAGCACUGGCAUAUCGUCAUUCUAUGUGCUCUUCAACCUCAUCUCCACCACUGAACAGUUCGCUUUGACGUUCUUUUUCAUCGUGAACUACCCCAAAGAUUCCGACUUCUUCGUCCACAAUCCGAAAAACGCUGGUGAUUGGAUCAACUUCGCGCAGAUGAGUGUGAUCGUUGUCUUGUGGUUGACAUACGUCAAAGUCGCAAUUGGGACGUACAUCACCUUCUUGCUCGUCUCCGUCAUCCCAGUUUUUAGCGACGCCGCUUUCGCGAGCAGGGGACCGGACCGCAGAAUGGAAAUGGAUAUAUUCUUCGGUGUCCAUUCGCAGUUCCUAAGCUGGAUUAUCACCAGCUUCAACGUCGUGGCUGUCUACUUCCAACUCAAGGAGACACGGUUACGCCCACAAGAACGGGCUUUGUCUGGCCUGGGAUUGGCGGUACAAGCAGUGAUCUUUACAGUAGUGGCAUUUUCGUGGGUUGGACGAAUCAAGUUUCCAUAUCCUGACGGCGAAAUUCCGUGGACAUUCCUCUCGACUUGGUACCAACUAGUUGGCUGGGCGACUGUUAACAAUGGCAUCUUUGCGCUGGGUCAAGCGAUCUUGCUUUGGAUCAUAGCAGGUCACCGUCUUGACGAACAAGUUUACGGCGAAACUGAGCCACUAUUGCGUGCAUGA
This is a messenger RNA of Parastagonospora nodorum SN15, 771 nucleotides long. RefSeq lists its product as hypothetical. Bases 1 to 771 code for a protein of 256 amino acids. NCBI's taxonomy places the organism in Eukaryota, Fungi, Ascomycota, Dothideomycetes, Pleosporales, Phaeosphaeriaceae. The record is from RefSeq and is a predicted model, not a curated record. The transcript has 3 exons.